CCCAACACCAACGACGUAAGCGCAAGGCUACGAGUGUCGAACAUUCAAGCUUCAGAAAAGGCGCAGCCGCUCUGCAUUUGAGUCCAUCCAGCGAUAUCACCCCUUCUCAGCAGGAUCAUUCACACGUACCUAGGUACGCAUCAAUCGCCAAAUGCCCCCCUCGAAACCGGUCCUUGUCUUCACUCCUGGCGGCUGGCACACGCCUUCCUCUUUCAAGCCCACAACCUCUCUCCUAGAAAAGGCCGGAUACACCACCGUUGGCGUUGCGCUCCCAACAAUCGGCCCCGAGCUCAGGGAUCUCACCCCUCAGCAAGGCUGGGAAGACGACGUCGCAGCAAUCCGCGACGAACUGUUGAAGCACGUUGAGGCCGGCUCCGAUGUCGUUCUAAUAUCGCACUCGUACAGCGGCACCGUCGGCUCAGAAGCGUGUCGUGAGCUCGGAAAGGCGUAUCGCGAAGCCCAAGGCCUGCCAGGCGGCGUAACCAAGCUCGUCUAUCUCGCAGCACUCCUGAUGGAUGUCGGCCACUACGUGUGGGAAGCCUCAGGCGGGAAGCCCAUAAACGAGGAAACUACCGUCGUUCGUGGCGACCUCAGCUACGUCGACAAGGUCGCCGCGGUUCCUUGGUUCUACAACGAAUGUAGUCCAGAAGACCAGGCGAAACUCGCUCACGGUCUGCAGAGCCAGGCGUGGAAGGCGUUCAUGUCGAAGGUGGAGCAUGCAGCCUGGCGCGAGAUCCCGGGCGUGUAUUUGAUGACUGAGAAGGAUCAGGCGAUUCCAAUGGCGUGGCAGGAAGCCAUGUUGGCCGAAGCGAAGGGACAUAAGUUUGAGAUUGAGAGGUGCGAUGGAGAUCAUUCGCCGUUUGUUAGUCGGCCUGAAGCGACAGCGAGAGUGAUUCGGAAGGCAGCUGGGGAGGUGAUGUAGUACAUCUUCACCCUGGUGGCCGUACGUUGUUGCUUCUUGCUAUGAUUGGAAUCCUUUUCAUCAGUGCUACUGUUAGUGAUAUUAUCGCAUAAAAAUAAUGACAACGCUUACUCUUUACGAG
Molecule: messenger RNA, 1043 nt
Organism: Trematosphaeria pertusa
Lineage: Eukaryota; Fungi; Ascomycota; Dothideomycetes; Pleosporales; Trematosphaeriaceae
Product: alpha/beta-hydrolase
Exons: 1
Coding region: 152-922 (256 amino acids)
Source: RefSeq, a predicted model, not a curated record